Messenger RNA from Columba livia (rock pigeon), 5342 nucleotides. RefSeq names its product PHD finger protein 6 (gene PHF6). The record is from RefSeq and is a predicted model, not a curated record. The transcript has 11 exons. Gene Ontology annotation, cellular component: nucleus. The coding region runs from base 224 to 1321 and encodes 365 amino acids. NCBI's taxonomy places the organism in Eukaryota, Metazoa, Chordata, Aves, Columbiformes, Columbidae.
CUCCUGCGUGCGUGCGUGCGUGCGUGCUUGCGCUCGGCGGCGGCGGCGGCGGCGCAGCGUCCCCUGCCCCGAAUGAAAGGGACGGUCCCGGCGAGCGAGCGGCCGUGAGCGACCGGCGGUGACGGGGGGGUGGGGGUGUGCCCGAGCUGCUCCUCUCCCCGGCGCCCCACCCGCCACACGGCAUUGAGAGGAUUGAAGUGGCAUUCUAAGGUCAUUUAAAAUCAUGACAAGCUCAGUUGGACAGAAAAAAGUCUCUUCAAGACAAAGGAAGUGUGGUUUUUGUAGAUCUAAUAAAGAUAAUGAAUGUGGACAAUUAUUGAUGUCAGAAAACCAGAAGGUGGCAGCACAUCACAAGUGUAUGCUGUUCUCAUCUGCACUGGUGUCUUCACACACUGAUAAUGAGAGUCUUGGUGGAUUCUCCAUUGAAGAUAUUCAGAAAGAAAUAAAGAGAGGCACUAAACUGAUGUGCUCUUUGUGCCACUGUCCUGGAGCGACCAUUGGCUGUGAUGUGAAAACAUGUCACAAGACGUAUCACUACUACUGUGCUUUGCAUGAUAAAGCUCAGAUAAGAGAGAAACCCUCACAAGGCAUUUACAUGAUUUUAUGUCGAAAACACAAGAAAACUACGCAUAACUCUGAAGCAGAUUUAGAAGAAAGUAUCAAUGAACACGAGUUGGAGCCUUCACCUCCCAAAGGAAAGAGGAGGGGUCGUAAGGGAAAGCCAAGAAAAACAAAUUUAAAAGGGCAAUCAGAAGACACUAGAUCUACGUCCUCACAUGGCACAGAUGAAAUAGAAAGCAGUUCCUAUAGAGACAGGUCUCCCCACAGAAGCAGCCCCAGUGAUACAAAACCUAAAUGUGGAUUCUGUCAUGCAGGUGAAGAAGAAAAUGAAGCUAGAGGAAAGCUUCAUAUAUUUAAUGCCAAAAAGGCUGCAGCACACUAUAAGUGCAUGUUAUUCUCUUCUGGCACUGUCCAGCUAACAACAACUUCAAGGGCAGAGUUUGGUGAUUUUGAUAUCAAAACUGUACUUCAGGAAAUCAAGAGAGGAAAAAGAAUGAAAUGCACACUUUGCAGCCAGCCCGGUGCUACUAUUGGGUGUGAAAUUAAAGCCUGCAUAAAAACAUACCAUUACCACUGUGGAGUAGAAGACAAAGCUAAAUACAUCGAGAAUAUGUCACGAGGAAUUUAUAAACUCUAUUGUAAAAACCAUAGUGGAAAUGAUGAAAGAGAUGAAGAGGAUGAAGAAAGAGAAAGCAAAAGCCGUGGCAAAUCAGGCACUGACCAUAAUGACAUUCCUCAGCAGCAGCUCAAUGGAAACUAGGUUCGAGGGACAGAGUUAUAGAACUGGGAAUGGCUAAGACAUCAUUACUACUAAUUCUUUUAAAUUGUUUUCUAAAAUCAGAAAAGGGUUAGUAACUUCUACUGCCCAACUCUGUUAGAAAUUUCAUUGAACUGCCUGAAACGUUCAUGUGUGUGAGCCUUCAGUAAGUGGCAGAGUUUUACAUGUCAAUAUUAUGUAGUUUGUAGUCUGCAGUGUCUGGAAAAAAUGAAACACUAUAUAAAUGAUAUGUAAUAUGUACAGUGUCAAAAGUUAAGGCAGACAUUGAAAUGAAGUGAGAUCUAUAUUUCUGGACUGAAUAAAAACCUCAAGAUUUGGAAUGUGUAAGUUGUUUAGUGGAUUCAUGCAAUGAGAGGAGGUCUUAGCUAGUUUAACUAACAACAUGGACAAGUUCGCAGUGGCAGCAAGCUGGUACGUUGUGAAUUUUGCGUUUUCUUCAUACACAAGUUGCGGAGGCCAUACAUGGGAAAGCCGCUCUCUGUUUUUGCUUGCAAAGCACACAGUAGACAAGGACUCGGUGUACACCGAAGCACGCUUGAACAUUUCAGGUUGUUCCUGUUGUGAUUGCUCAUUCCGCCCAGCAUUGUUGCGGGAGAUUUACUUGAGCAGCUGUUGGUUCUGAGCUGUGAGCUUUAGAACUCAUGCCAAAGGGCUGUGGUUCAUUCUUUCCCCAACGACCCACCUCUUUCUGUGUCCCUGAUUUACAAAGAACACUUCACUAAGUGUGAUUAAAACCUUACUAUACAAAUGUUUGGACUCUGCAGCCCAGUCUCUUUUACUUCAGAGUUACAGCUCUUAACUCACUAUGGAGUUUAGCCACCAUAUAUGACAUCCAUACCUCAAGUGUUCUGUCUCGCGUGGAACACUUUGUGUUUUGUCCAGAAUAUGCAUAAAGGUCCCAUGUUCUGUAAGAAGGAUGAGGAAACAACCUUUUUUGCUAGAUUAGUAUUUAUUUUUUAAUCUUAUGACCACUAUAUGAGAAACUUUGCUUAUCAUCCUUAUUUUAGUGCUUAAUUUUUCUCUUGCUCUCAAGUCAACAAUCACGUCAUGGAAUUCUACUUGCUAGAAUUUGAUGUUCCUUUAGGGAAUAAUCAGACCUAGGCUAUACCAAACCUAACAGAUCGGUCCUCUGCUUUCAAACACCUUGUCAUUUCUGAUGGCUACGAGCUUCUUCAAUUGGUCUAUUAAAGCACAUUCUCAGACUUACUUAAAUAAAACCAAAAAGCUGAAUCUAGUCCGCAUGUUUGUCUGUCGCUAUCGCAUCACCUUGCUGUUUGUUUAGGGUUUUGACUUGUUUCACUCUGAACUCCCAACAAAACUUCUGGAUCUGAAGGAAGGAAACAAGCAACAUACACUGAUUUGGCUAAAACCGCUGCAGUUCUUCUGUGAUUGGUAUUGCAAAACCAGUUCAUUUGUAACAUGAGUUUCUGUAGCAUUUUUUACUUGUAUUUUUAAAAGAUUUAAUGUGUGUCAUUUGUCUUCUUAUGCAUUCCCUUAAUGUCUUGAGGGACUCAAUUACUGUAUGUUGGAGUUUCUAACAUUUUUACCUGUUAGAAUUCAAUCAGUUCUGUUUGCUUUCCUGGAGAAUAAUGCAGUUUUAGAAAAAAAUAUUGCUGUAUACAGAAAAUACUCAGAUACUGCUCUAAACAUGAUGCCAUUGAUCAUUUUUAUUUUGUAUUUGUAAUUUUCAAAAUUAAAAGCGUGACUUGAAUUGCAAUGACAGAUCGAUUGUUGAAAUUGUCUAUCAAGGUGUUUUGGUUCACCCGGAAUAUGAACAUUUUUCAGCCACUCAGAACAGUUUUAGAAUGCAGAAAUAACAUCGUUCAGUGUUUAAAUGACUUGUAGAUUUGUGCCUCAGACAUGGCCCUCCCAUGGAAAAAGGCACUUUGUUUGCAGCUACUGUAUUUUAACUGAGGUUGCAUGGGGUAGAUCUGCCAGCAUACUGAUUGUAUUUGAGACUGAGCUCUAAUUCAUAGUGUGUCAGUUGCUUAGUAUAAUAUUCAGUCCAAUAAUUCAUGUGUUGUGAAAUAAACUACCCCAUUCCACGCCUUGAAGAACCAGAACAGCAUUUUACCUUCGGGUAGCAGGAAAGUGGCUGGUUUACCUGUUACCUCUUAGUGCUGAGAUGGCCCGACUAAACCAUCAUGAAUUCAUGGAAACAAAGGCAAAAGCAAAAAUCUUUUCUCUUACGAGCCUCAAAUUUGUCGUAACUGACUUCAACUCAUGUAUGCUGGGUAAAAGUGCCUUACAAUGUAAAAAUUGUAUUUAUAUGUUCCCAAGUAGCAUCACCUGCUGGGGAGUAAUUAUGUCGUGGUGUUAAUAUUUAGAAGAAAUGUACCUCAGCAGUGUAUUUACUGUACAUCUCUUAUGUCCUUAAUUGUAGUUUUAAAAAGCAUGACAAUGUAUGAUAGUAUACAACAUUUACAUCAUUUUUUAAAGACAAAAUACUGCCAUUACUGUCUUUUUAUGUGUAUUUUAGCUUGGAAUUUCAGACAGUCUGAUUUUUUUUUCUCUUUUUUGUUUUUUUGGUAAAGCAAUGUAAUCUUUGCAAGCAUAUAUUGAAGAUUAUUCUGGAGCAUCUACUGCCUUCCCAGAAAUGUUAGAAGUAAUGAAAGUGCUCUAUAGGUGAAAUAGGUAUGUUUAAAUUAGCUAGUUAAAUUAAUGCAGUCCGUUUGUUACUGAGGUUUUUUUUCUAAUAGGCACCUUCUGCUUUCAUCUCACAAUCAGAGAACUCAUGAAUUUAACAAAACUUAUGAAACUGGUUUCACUUUAUUUAUUCUCUUUUUUUUUUUUGGCCUUUGGGCAUUUAUUUUGCUCCCAAGAGCAGCGUGUGCUGUUUAAAGAUGCCUGGAACCCUCUGUGAUGGGAGGUUUCUCCCCAAUUCGUUGUAUCUCUAUAUUAACCGAUCUCCCCAGCUCACUGUAUCUCUGUAUUAACAGAUCUGCAAUUGUGCUAUACCGGGAAGGGAAUGUACCAAGGGAGGACAGGCAUCAGGAUAUUGUUCAAAUAACUUGAGGAUGCAGCUGGUGUAACGCCCGAGUCUCGAGGUGUGAUCAAACGCUAUAGCUGUGCUAUGGCUCCGUUCCAAGGAAGGGCAAAAGGCCGGUUCAGUCUCGCACCGGUGCAGGUAGCUGGGAUGUAGUAGAUUAGGUGAGCAAAAGAUCUACUCGUUCAGCAGGGGUUGAUCCACAGGAGGUUCUGUGAUAAGGCUCUAGUAGGAGUGACACCAGCUUAACUCCUGGAGGGCAGCAAUAAGUCCAUCACCUACACUCCACGAAGUCUGAUCUUUCGGUACAAAGAGCUGUGCUGAUCUAGAAUGGUAUGAGCACACAGAAUCUGGCCCUAAAAUGUGAUAUAAAGGAAGAGAGCUUGCUUCUUACUGCUGCCUAUGUGAAAAAUAACUUCAUGCUAAACCAGAGUGCAAGAUGAAGAGGUGAUAAUCUAUUUGAAGUAUCAGCCUUAUCUGGUAGGUGAUAAUCGGUGCAUUCCAAAGAUAUUAAUAUGCUGGAUCAGAUUGACAAGAAAAUUAAUCCUCAUUAGAUGAAAUUAAUCUUAAGAGAACUGAAGGUACAUUAUAGCAAAUAGUAACUCUUCUUACACGUCACCAGAAAAAGAUUCCACUGUAUUAGUGAUGGAGAUUGAAAAACAGAACACGGCUCUUGAUUUAUAUACUGUUGAAGCAGUUUCUAUAUAUGCAUAUGUACGCACAUUCAUUAGUCAGCAGUGACAUCUCAACCCUUAAAGGAUCCUGGAGAACUGUUGCUUGUCAAAAAGCACUCAGGUUAGGCUAAUAAUGUCUGCAGCUUUUGCUCUAGCAUACAUUUACAUUAGGUGUAAAGACAAGGAGUGUAUGAAAGAGGGUAAAUGCAUUCCUAUCUACAAUGUUAUGUAUAUUUUGUUCCUGUUAUAUUGGCUUUACUUCCAAAGUUGUAGUUUGCAGUAUUAGUUUCUUUUCAUUGGUAUCCUUGCAUAUAUAUAUUCAAUAAAUGAGUUAUGAAUUUCA